GUGGAUUUAAAAUGCACUCAAAGUUUUUCAGUUUGUGUGAUAUAUGAUGCGAAAAACAUUUUUAUUUGUCGAAAAAAUUAUGCGCGAGGCAAAUAGCGGCUCUACAUCAACAAAAAAGCUACAACUAUAGAUGCCAAAUACGUGUGCGCCCGUUUGUGAUCCUUGUGCCCCUUGUGGACCGUGUGGCGUUGCUUCGCCUUGUGGGCCCGCUGGACCUUUUUACAAUCCGCUUGGAAGUCUUUGUAUUCCAGAACGCGGACCUCAAGUUUACACCUCAAGCGAUUUAUGUUCGAUGCCCCAAUGUCCCACGGUUUGCCCUCCAGCUCCCUGCGGGCCUCGUUUUGUGACUGUUCAACAACCUCCUCGCACCGUUUGUCGCAAAGAUGUCGUCUAUUGCAAACGUUCCGUCAUCGAUAAGCACGUCUUGCCCUGUACCAAAGCGAUUUGCGAGCCAAAACUCAUUUACACGCCCCGAACGAUCUGCGAGCCCGUGGUUGUGUGGAAAAAACGCGUUAUCCCAUGCCCGAAAAUCCUUUGGUACAAAAAAGUCGUGCCAGAUCCAAAAGUCGUUUGCACCACGAGAACUAUUACGGAGCCAAAGGAAAUUUGUCGGACUCUGGUUUGUCAGCCACGCCCCCAAAUCAUUCAAGUCCCGCCCCCAAAGGAAUAUUGCUGCUAUCCAACGGGCGCCAAUUUCGCGAAACCCGAACCAAUGUGCGGAAAUCCAGCGCAAGUGCCUUGUGUCGCUCCGCGAGGCGUUGGAUGCCCUCCUGGAUGCGGGCCUUGCGACAUGUACUGCGGAACAGAUUGCCUACCAUCGGGAACGUGCUGCUAAAAAAUUUCUUGAGAGCUUAUUUUUCAC
Culicoides brevitarsis is the source of this 862-nucleotide messenger RNA. RefSeq names its product DBF4-type zinc finger-containing protein 2 homolog. The record is from RefSeq and is a predicted model, not a curated record. NCBI's taxonomy places the organism in Eukaryota, Metazoa, Arthropoda, Insecta, Diptera, Ceratopogonidae. The coding region runs from base 131 to 835 and encodes 234 amino acids. The transcript has 3 exons.